AUGGAGGCCAAGCGCAGGCGUUUCGAUGACAUGGCCAACAAGAUGCGGAUGGAGGCCACGCGCAGGGAAGAAGAGGCAGAGGACAGGGAGUACUUCACCGGUCUCAUCCAAGACAUGGAGAGGUCCGGCACAGUCACAAAGGAGAUGCCGAACGCACAUAUCGGCAAGUACCAUGAUCUCUUGGAGAAACUAUGGGGAUGGGACAGACUGCUAUCCAUGGGGGAUUCCGCCUUGUCGUGGUCCGACUACAGCGCCUACCUCGAGGAGUGUCACCGUCGGAAUGUCGAUGCUGUUAGCAGCAUAGCUGCUCUGGCUCAGACCUGUCUCAUCAGUGAGGAGCAGUUUGUGUCCGAGUGGAAGACCCAGAUGAAAUCUCAAAAGGAUGUUAUCCUGCUGACGAGGAAAUCGACCCUUCUGAGUUGCCUGAUCCACGAGUGUGCACGUUCAGUCGUCCACGCAGCAGGUCGUGGCUUUUCCGAUCUGCACGGUUCGGCUUUGUUGUGUAUUGCAAAGGAGGCUGACCUGACGCGUGCCUUGUUGAGGUGUGGCAAUGAUCCAGUUGAUGAUUACUUAAUCGACCAGAGCAGAGAGAUACGCACUUGUGCCUUGAGCCUUAUGAACUGCACCUCGGACAAUUCGGUUGCCGCCUCCGCUGCCAUGCUGGGUAUUGCGAAGGAGACCGGAAUUAUAUGUGCGUGGAUAAGUGAAAAUAACAAGCCUGUUGAUUUAUGUCAUUAUUCCGUACCUGAUGAGAUUGAGGACAGCCGCAGGAUCCGGUACCAAACUUUUAAUGUCAUGAUUGACAUACUAGAAGAGUCUUCUGCUGCUGCUCGGCACAAGAUUGAUAAAGAAGAACCUGCUAGUAGAAAUGGUCCUGGUGGUGACGGGGACGGCAUUGCUGCUGCUGGAACAGCAAACACCACAGGGUAUGGGUUUUCUUCUUCUUGAUGCAGCUAUAUGUGGUUUAAGAGAAUUUUGUUAAACAAGUCAUCCUACCGCACCUGUCACGUUUAUUCCAGGAGAUAAGUAGCCGGCUUAGGAGAUAGACUAGGUAGUUAGCUUUUAUCUCUAUCCAUUGUAACUAUCUCUAUCUUUUCCUCUCCAAGAUUGUAAUCUCCUGAAAGAUCUCAACUCAUUGUAUGCGCACCAGGCUUAUUGCGCCAUGCCUAUAAACAUGCAGCUGUCUCCUCCAAUGAGGGUAAGACGUUUCCGCA
Molecule: messenger RNA, 1214 nt
Organism: Triticum urartu
Lineage: Eukaryota; Viridiplantae; Streptophyta; Magnoliopsida; Poales; Poaceae
Source: RefSeq, a predicted model, not a curated record